GUUCCGGAACAGCCGCUUUAUGAUUGGUGGUUUGGUUGGCUGUCAGUCUGUGCCCCGGGCCAAGCAAAGAAGAUGGCGGCGAUGACGGACCAGGCGCCGCGUUAAGGCCCGCCACCCGCCGAGGCCGUGUGGCUGUUGGGGUGGUCGCCAGGACCCUGGCAUUCCCAGCGUGGAUGGAUCACAGGGAAUCGCCCAGUCAUCAAGAGGGUCGGGGCUGAAUGCUGUAAGGAAAGGGGGAAUAGACCCCGCAGAUUAACAAUGGCCCUAGUUACCGUGAAGGAACUGCUGAGCUUUGAUUGUGGCUCCCUGGUCGCUUAUCAAUUAGAUAAAAACUCUCAGCUGGACUCUAUCAGCUUCCAGACCGUCCUCAUGAGGAACAUAUUUGUGCAUUUUCCUGAUGUCAUAUUCAUCCACAGAACCCACAAUCCGCGGGGCAAAGCUCUGUAUAUGUUCAUGGUGGACAGACCUUUCCUGAAGCUGCAGGGUGAGAUGACAAAGGUAAUUCAUUUUGCUGUCCCAGUUAAAGAAUCUGCAGAAAGCCUGGCUCACAUGUAUAGGACUUUCAAGGCCUUCAACCCUGAGUGGAAGAAAAUUAAGACCUUUCUGGUAGAUCCACACUUUCGAUUGUUGCAGACGCUUUCUGAAGCAUUCCCAUCUGCAGAGGUGCAGCUAUCUGUUUUCCAUGUAUGCAAGCACCUGCAGCAGAAGAUUCAUCAGAUGUCUUUGGAAUGCAUCUCAGAGAGACUGAUCUUAAAUGCCUUGAGGAACACUAUGUGUGCAGCCACUGAAAGCAACCUGAAAAUGAUGCAUACCAUCCUGAGUGACUUUGUAAAGCCAGAUUUGCUUCCCCAGCUUCAUACCCACUGGCUUCUCAAUGACAAGAUAUGGGCUAUGCACAGAUGGAGGAAUUGGAUGGAAUGCAAUCAGUAUUUUAAAGACUUGGAGAUCAUCACACGGGGCUUAAGCCAGGUCUUCUGCACUGGACUGUCUCUGGAGAUCUGCAUCACUUCUCUGGCGAAACACUACCAGAAGUGUGUUUCAAAGAGGCCACCUGAUGCUGUGCUGUUCUCUGUUAACCCUCUGAGCAGUACCAUGUCUACUGAGACAGUUUUUCAGAGCCUGCCAGCUCAGGACUCGCCACCAACCUCUCACAACACCCAAAUAGCUCUUCAGAAUCAACCAGCUCAGAGUUCUCCACCAGUUUCUCCCAGUCUCACAGCAGCUCAUCAGAAAUGGCCAGGUCAGAAUUCCCCUCCAAAUCCCCUGGUUCUUCUUCCGCAUCCCCUGACAGCUCCUCCGAGCCCCCUGCUUCUUCAGAAUCAGCUGGCAGCCCCUCAGAUCUUCCCUUUUCAGAACGAGCCAGCUCCGUAUUCUUUGCCAGUUUCUCUCAAUCUCACAGCAGCUCAUCAGAAAUGGCCAGGUCAGAAUUCCCUUCCAAAUCCCCUGGUUCUUCAGAAUCCCUUGCCUGCCUCGCAGAACCAGCUAGCAAACCCUCAGAGCCCCUUGGAUCCUUUAUCCCAUGAAAUUAAACUGGAGAUCAUCACUGAAGACCCAAAGGGUGACCAAGGUGUGGCGUGUAACCAAGAGACUGAAGACUGCAUCAGGCAGUCACUGAGAGACAUUUGCACAGAGCCUGCAGCCAGACUAUGCUUGAACGAGUUUGCAGUGGCACAAAAGUCUGUGCAGCUCAUAGGCACCAAUGAAGACAUAGUCAAUAUACAGAUCCUUGAAGACAUCCACAAAGUGAACCAAAGGAGCCUGAAAAGCUGCACUUGCCACUUCAAUCAAACUUUCCAGCUGCCCUGCAGGCACAUCCUGGCUGUGUUGAACUCUGAUAAGAAGAUCUUACAGCCAGAGAUGCUGAGCGAGCAAUGGCAGAAGGAACCUAAUAUCUCUCAGGCAGGGCAAAAUGGGACUGAUGGCCUUUUGGAGGUUCUGAAAAGCUCCUGGAAUGAGUCUCUGGAUAAAUCCUUAGCAGUGUCCUUUCUUACAGCGGAGAUUAGCCGGCUUCUUACCCAGUGCAGCAGGGAGGAGUUUGAUCGGAGGUACAACACCCUCCGAGAAUUGGCCGAUAGCUGGAUUGGACCUUAUGUUCAGGUGAAGCUGUAGUUCAGAACUGGAGAGCUCUGUGCCUCUGCUGUAGGCCUCUUCGAGGUGUGACUCUCCAGCUUUCUGGGCCUCUAGGAGAAGUGAGGUGUGAAAUACUACAAAAAUGUCUGUUAAAAUGUAAUCUAGUGGUAUGUCUUCCACUUUAUUCUCCUUAGAAACUAAUAAAUGUGAGCCUUAAAUUUG
Messenger RNA from Caretta caretta (loggerhead turtle), 2292 nucleotides. It is a transcript of the gene ZSWIM1, whose product is annotated as zinc finger SWIM-type containing 1. The record is from RefSeq and is a predicted model, not a curated record. Lineage: Eukaryota; Metazoa; Chordata; Testudines; Cheloniidae. Gene Ontology annotation, molecular function: zinc ion binding.